ACUUACUAUAGUGGCAAAAUAGUAAUUACAAGGCUGAGUAGUGGCAUUUUCAUGGUUAAACUAUGCUGAUUGGGGGUUAUUGGACAGAUUGGUUAGAACAAAAACCCUCACCCCAAAACCUCCAUUCUUGAUCCUUAAAGCUCACUCACUCCAAUCUUUCAAUUUAAGCUAAAAGGAACAACAUUGAUUGUCUCCCCUGUCGCAUUUGUGCAUAAGGAUUGCCAGAAAGCAACCAUGGAUGUUGAUUCGCAGCCAGGUAUGGAGGAAACUAUUUUGGUUGGUGAUGAUCUAAUGAUGGGUCCUCCAUCACCAAUAGUACCACCAGAAAUAGCAUCCCAUGUGCUUCAAGGUGUUGAUCUUUGUGAUGGAAUUCUAAGAAAUCUAUUUUUGUGCUUACAAAUCAACGACAUUGAACCAUUCUGUCAAGACGAGAUUGCUCUAUAUAAACAAUGUGCUGAAAGAAGGGAUAAGGAGAUAAGGAACCGGCUUCAAGAUAGUGAAUUCAAAUUGGGUUCGUCAAUGCCUUUAGAUGCAGCCAAGGAGAGGUCUACUCAGCUUGAGGCAGAAGUUACAUCAUUGGAGAGGCACUUGAUUCUUGCUAGUGGAGUUCAGGGCAUUGAAGGUUUCCGUACAAGAUGGAGCUUGCAUGGCCGCCUUACUGAUUCCAAGGGCUUGAUCCACUGAUCUCACUGGUGUCUCAGUUUCCUAGGAUGUGUUUGAUAAAUGUAACUGAUAAACUAGUUAUAAGUUGAAUAGUUGCUGCAAGAUGAGAAGUUAAUUUUUAACUGAAAGUCUAUAAAUUCUUGGAAAACAAAGUUGCAAGUUUACACUUGCAACAAGUUACCUUAUUGCAUUAGAAGUGAUUGAUCAAAUCAACAUUUAAAUUAGUUUAUCAAUAUGAAAAUGACAUAAAAGACGAUUUUAUAAUAUUUUUAUAUUUAUAUGUGAGUGUGUGUGUAUUAUUUAUUUUAACUUAGUUUAGAUGAUAAUUUUAAUUAAACAACUUAAAAUAGAAGAAUAACAUUAGAAGCUAUAACCUACAAGUUCAAACACCUUUAUGUGAGUCAAAUAAACGUAGAGCAUGUCAAGUAAGCUGCAAAUUAUUGCUAUCAACCAUGCUUUGUUUUGUUGCAAUAUUGAAUGGUUUGAACGGGGCUUCACAUACCCUUACUUAGGUGUGGCAAUUGGUAUUAG
Molecule: messenger RNA, 1194 nt
Organism: Medicago truncatula (barrel medic)
Lineage: Eukaryota; Viridiplantae; Streptophyta; Magnoliopsida; Fabales; Fabaceae
Exons: 7
Coding region: 235-684 (149 amino acids)
Source: RefSeq, a predicted model, not a curated record